UGCAGCGAAGUGCACGGGAUGUUUGCAACCGAUAGCACCCAACGAGCUGGUAAUGCGGGCCCUGGACUACGUAUACCACAUCUCCUGUUUCAUAUGUGUUGGCUGUGGUCGCCAAUUGCAGAAGGGUGACCAGUUUGUAAUCCGAAAUGGCCGACUUUACUGCAGACCAGAUUUUGAGAAGGAAAUGGCGAUGAUUCAGCUUGUACAGAGAAAUGAAACCAACCAGUUACAAGAACAACACCAGAACGGACAGCAACGACAAGAUGGACGGCGAGGUCCCAAACGUCCUAGAACUAUCUUGACCACUGCUCAGAGAAGAGCAUUUAAGGCGUCAUUCGAAGUCAGCCAAAAACCUUGUAGAAAGGUCCGAGAAUCCUUAGCCAAAGAAACUGGUUUGAGUGUGCGCAUUGUGCAGGUUUGGUUCCAAAAUCAGAGGGCGAAGCUGAAGAAAAUGCAGCGUAAACAGCAACAACAGCAACAGAAACAGGAACAAAACAACUCUCAGAAACAACAGGAAAUCGAUCAGUCGAAUGGCGGAGUCAUAAAUGAAGGCAGUAAUUCGGUGAAGGAUGGUUCACCAUACUCCCGUCUUGGGUCUUUAACAGACUCGCCACCAGAUGUCUCUCAGUUUUCACUUCCGGCGGUCGGCUAUCAUACUCCUGGAAUUGAAGGUCAGUACUUUCAAGGCCCACCUGAUAGCUACAUGAAAUCUGAACUGAACCUAGAAAACGAGAGUAGUCUUAGCGGUUUAGAAGAAGUUCUUAUUGGUCAAAGCCAACCAUCAUCGCUGAAUGAUUCGUCUCAAAUUUUCUCGACGUCCAUUAAUCCCAUUGACAAAUUAUAUUCCAUGCAUUCGUCAUAUUUUAGCCUUGGAACGAACAGCUAAUCUGUUGUGUAGAGUAACAAAAAAAAUCGUAAACUCUUAUUGUUGAGAGCACGUUUUGAAACAGAACGAAGAUUUAAGGUCAAUGUGGUGACUGUUGUGUUAAUGAACUGUGAAGUGUUUCGUUUCUGUAAACUCCAGAUUUUUGAACCAAUCGGGACAGCUCAGGCCUGAGAAAUGACUGUAGGAUAAACCGUAUAUGUGUCAGAACUGUUUUUUAGAGAGAAAAAAAGCGAUUUUGGUUUUCUUAUCCACCCGAGAUGAUUUGCUGGCUGUAUUUAUAGUCGCUACACUUUAAAAAAGAUCUUAUAUGUAUCUAAAUGAUGAAAACAUUUUAUUAUUUGUGCUGAAAAUUUAGUCCAUAUUUAUUUACCAAACGCAGUUCACUUCAUCGUUCAGUUCUUACGUUUCGUUCUAGUCACAGGAAAUAUUUUGUACGAAUUAUAUGACGAAACGUUUCCCCUCCCCCCUCCCUUUUGUGUGACUAUAUCUUGUUCACUUUGUUUCUAAAAACAUUUUGAAGAAAUGGAAAAUUAUUUGAUGUUGUAGCAUAUUUUCUAGUAAAGACAAAAGCUCUUGCUUCACGCGUGCGCGUCUUAACGUCUGGGUUGUAACAUUUUUUGUGAGGGGGGAUGGGUUAAAAUUAUUUUACUAUUUUAAUACAAUGUUAGAAAUCUCGUCUACGCCCUAUCAAGAGUUAAUUUACUAUUUUUGUUUUCUUUUUCCUGGUGUAUAUUGCCCAAUAAGACGGGUGAAAUGAUUGAAACCUGUCUUAAAAUAAGUCCAUUGUUUCUCUGAUUAAAAUGUAAAAGACUGAGCCCAAAUUUGAAUAACACGUUUUGCCCUCU
Molecule: messenger RNA, 1731 nt
Organism: Limulus polyphemus (Atlantic horseshoe crab)
Lineage: Eukaryota; Metazoa; Arthropoda; Merostomata; Xiphosura; Limulidae
Product: LIM homeobox transcription factor 1-beta-like
Exons: 6
Coding region: 53-886 (277 amino acids)
Biological process (GO): neuron differentiation; regulation of transcription by RNA polymerase II
Cellular component (GO): nucleus
Molecular function (GO): DNA-binding transcription factor activity, RNA polymerase II-specific; RNA polymerase II transcription regulatory region sequence-specific DNA binding
Source: RefSeq, a predicted model, not a curated record